Prorocentrum cordatum is the source of this 1285-nucleotide messenger RNA. NCBI's taxonomy places the organism in Eukaryota, Dinophyceae, Prorocentrales, Prorocentraceae. The record is from the annotation of a GenBank genome assembly.
CACGCCAUGGACAAGAAGCUCAACACGAACGAGAACAUCACAAUGACGGAGAUCGUUGACAUCAGCAAUAAGAUUGACAAACCUUGGGACGAGUACGUGCGCAUCUGGAUGCAGAAACUCCUCGGCAUGAACACGGAUCUGGAUACGUUGGAUUACAAGGCGUUCCGAGAUGAGCACGACCAAACGAUGGACGAGCUUAACAAGAUGACGAUUCAAUCCAUCUCGCGCGUGAUGUUUACGCAGUUCGGAUCAUCGUUGAAAUACGGGACUACGAGGGCGCAGGCGGUGGCACAGUACCAGAAGUUGUACCAUACCAAGCACGAGAAGAAUCUCUGGGUCCUCGACUGGUGCGAGAAUCCCGAAGCGGCCUACCGCAUCAUCGUUGAGGGCCUGCGCAACGAGUACGUGCCGCAAGUGGAGCAAGCAACGUCGAUGGUGGCCAUCGAGAGGAGCGUCCUCGCUGAUGAGAUUGACGACGAGACCCUGUCCGCGCUCAUCACCAAGACGAAAGCCAGCGAGCUCGUUGAGUCCGACCUUAGCGUUGCCGAGGAGAAGUACCUGAUCACGAAAGUGCAAGACCACCUCAACACUGUAAACAUGAAUGUCAUCAACGCUGGCGGCUUCAAGGGGUCCGAUCUGCUUUCCGUGUCGACGCUCGUCGCCAGUGCCAAAGAGACGAGGGUGGUCAUCACCCAGACGAACGAGGGCCACGUCGAGCUGCCGUACUGGGGCCGCGUCAUCAGCGAGGCGGCUGGGACAUCGUCAAACCCGAAGAACGUCCUGCCGAUGGAGGUCUACAUUAAGGAGCAGCGUGCUGAUGACCAUGACCAGAACGUUGAGACGGAGAAGCUGGUCUGCACGCUCUACUUGGACAGCUCAGUCAACAAGAACCCCGAUAGGAGCGACUGCUGCCACGCCUUCCUCGCAGCAGUUUUCAACGCCAAGAAGGCAGAGGCGCAGUCCAAGAAGCGCAAGGCCGAGGAUUCUGUCGUGAUGGAGGGCCUUGCGAGCCAUGAGGUCGUGUAUACCAAAGUAGACUUCGCUGUGUUCGGGAAAGAUUUGAUUGUUCAGGUGCCCUCCCUCGUGCCCGUUGGCGUCCAGCCGCCUGUGCCGUUCACCAUCGUGCGGGCCAAAGUCGCCAACGAUGACAGGGAGAGGGUGAAGCCCGCCGAGCGUGGCUCGCCCUCGAAGUCGUUCACGCACAGCUGAGGUCCAGAACCUCCAGGCGCAACCAAGCUUCACAGCGAUGGAUUCGUCAUCGCACGGGCCCCUUGCAUCAUUACAU